AUGGCAUCUAAUAUAGAAAAUAGAUUACGUAGAAUAAAAGACUCAACUCAAGAUUUGGGAAGAAAUUUUUUCGACCACAUUAAUAUGGGAAUAAAAAAUUUUGCAACAAAGAAUCCAAUAACAGACGACGAUAUAAGAGAGUACGAGCACUUGGUGAUAAUGAAAAAGAAUCCGUAUUUAGAUAUUAAGGAUCUGGAAAUAAAUUACAGCCCAAUGUCUCCUAAAAAUGUUAGACACAGCAUUAAAAUGGGCUUUGAUCCGAAUCUACAGAAUGAACCAGGUAUAUGUGACUCUAUUGAAGAUGUUCUGAACGUGGAAAUCAUAAAUCGUGGUCUCACAGGCUUCGCAAUACCGCCACAACUGACGAAGCAUCUUUCAAUGGUUGAAGAAAAAUUUAAGAUUAAUAAAACAAGCGGUGAAGUUAUACCCUCAACCAAUAAGCCAAUGAAUACAAAUGUAUUAACAAGUCUGGAUGAAGAUAUUACUACUUAUAUAGAGAACAAAAAUCUUUAA
Danaus chrysippus (African queen) is the source of this 513-nucleotide messenger RNA. NCBI's taxonomy places the organism in Eukaryota, Metazoa, Arthropoda, Insecta, Lepidoptera, Nymphalidae. The record is from the annotation of a GenBank genome assembly.